Ectocarpus siliculosus is the source of this 2190-nucleotide messenger RNA. Lineage: Eukaryota; Phaeophyceae; Ectocarpales; Ectocarpaceae. The record is from the annotation of a GenBank genome assembly.
AUGGUCGCCAUGACACCGGUGGAGUACGCAGGCGGCGAGCGCACCGAGGUUGCCCUAGACCUCGACCGAGGAAACCUUCACGUUUACCACGCAGCGCGGGGUGAGGGAAGAAGGGACAAUCACCGGGUCGUGCCGCUGUCGAAGGUGAGCGCAUCGGUCGCGAAACGAAACCCGAAGCUGGUGGUUCUCCGUUGGUCUGGCCGACACCUCGCAACUAUCGGCCAGGGUGCCUGGAGAGAUGUAAGCGGCCGGAACGCGGCGCACAGGAAACGUCUCAAGGCAGUCAGCAUAACCAGCAGCACUGCCUGGAACACCGGGUCCGUUGCAAAAGAAACGCCCCUUCUUCCUUCUUCGAGUGCGGCAGCCGCGGGCGCCGGCGUGGCGUCGGCAGGUUGGCUCAACCCCGGACCGGAAGACGAUGUUGACAAGAACUUUGCGAUAGAGGCGUUCAGCGUGCGUGCUCGCAGCGGCAACAGGAGCUCGCGCCCGAGUCGCGUUCCGUCCUCGGCGCGGAGGUACUUCCGACAAGCGCUGCCUGCGGUAGCCAGUGGCAGUGGAGGCGACAGGGGCACCAUUUCCGCCCAGGGCAACAACAGCUACAGUAGCAGCGUAGCGUGCGAUGCGUCCUUGGAACCUCGCCCUGUGCGUGCCCCGCGCGGAUGGCCUAGCAUGGCGGCUACGGAAGGAGCACGAACGGGGGCGGGGGAUGGUGUGGCUGCUGCUCCUGAUAAGGGUGUAAGGUUCCCAUCCUCGCAAGGAUGCGACAGCAGCGGCGCCUUGCUGAGACCAACGCCGCCCGCGCAUGCAAGAAAUAUCUCACAGUCUUGGCGUUUCACCACCUGCCCGCCAGAAGAAAGAGGUGCGAAUAGUGCCCCGACGGUUGGUGUUGCUUGUAGCCGUGCCAGCCCGCUGUGGACGACCCGUACAGUGUCAGCGUGCCGAACCGAUGGUGCCGCAAUGACGCAGGGGGGAGAGGAGGACGAUUGGGUGCCGCCGUACGCCAACCAAGACGACGAACUAGAUGGAGAUGGAAAUGGAGAAGGAGAAGGAGUAGGGGGAGGAGGAGGACGAGCAAUGAAAUCGAUCGCGGCAGCCCUAAAACAGGCCCAAUUAACGGAAGGCGACGACGGGAAGAAAAGAGACGGAAAUCCGACGUUUGUCGCAGCUCUAUCUUCCGCCUUCGCGAAACGCGUGGUCACAGGGGUGACCGCGAGCGCAGUCGCAGCGGAGGCGCGAGCGCAGCAAGAAGGAAUCGACCGUGAUGGUAACGAGGACGAGUGCGGCGACCGCCACAUCGCCGCCCAGGACGGUGCCGCCCCAGCCCAUGGAAUCGGCCACGGCCACCCUGCUCCUUUCAACGCCGAGGCGGGCAUCCUCCCGAGACGGUGGACCCUAGUAAACAAGAUUAGAGCCAAGAGCACCACCACCCCCGGUGCGCCGCAGGGUCAUAUCGGCAACGGGUCGGUAGCGUCCAACGGUAAGAUCGCUAUGGCAGGGGUAACGAGAAAACCAUCGAAACGGUGGCACAUGGUGAAGGCCGAGACGAACGCCGUGAAAGCCUACAGGAGAGCACAAGUGGCCGCUUCGACCAGGGCAGCGCGGCACAAAGCUAGCAAGAAGCAGUGGGGGGAGCUGAAGGUAGCAAGAAUCACCACGUCUUACUUGAUGAACGCCCUCAUGGUCGGUUCAGACGAAAUCGACGACGACGAACCCUCAUGCUCAGAAGGCGAGGAAAGAGGAGUCGGAAGGGGGGGGAGCGGCAACCGGCCCCGGCGUGGUCGGCGAGAGAUCGGAGAUGCGGCCGGGGGCAGUGCAUCCGAAAAUUCGUCGUCGAUAUGGAGUCGCACCGCCGAGCUCGGCAAGCUGUUCUUCGCCGGGAGCAUCGUCAUCGCCGGGCUGCAAGAACCAGUGCAGAAACAGCUGGCCGACCAGUUCGUCCGAGAUAUUCCGAACGUGGAAGUGCGCAUAGUCGCCGACGUUGCCAGCACGAUCCAGACAGUACAAAUUAUGCCCCCAUCGCUGGUACUGGUGGCGUGGGCAGCGUUCAGCUCUGCCAAGUUCGCUCGGGAUUUCUUGGGCGACGGUGCUCGCGGGCUGAGAGGGAUCAAGCCCGGUCUACCGGUGGCUGUGGUUGGAGGCGAGAAUGACGGCGAGGGUAUGCUGGAGACUUGCCUCAACGUUCGGCUUUGA